AUGAAUGGAGUCUGGUAUAACGAUUCUAACAUAAAUCCUGGAAGACCCGUAAGAAGUAGUUAUUUUGGUUGUAUUACCCAACUCUAUCAAAUUGCAUUAUUUGAUAAACAUAAUAAACCGAUGAAUUAUAAUAUUAUCAUUGACGAAGAUGAUCGAAAUUUGAUUAAAAAACACAAAUGGUAUCUCACGAAUGAAAUUGUUGUAAAUGAGAAUGGUGUUGCUUUAACAGAAAUUCUUACCGGUGCCACCAAUGUUAAACUGAAGGAAGGAAAAAAU
Messenger RNA from Dentiscutata erythropus, 276 nucleotides. NCBI's taxonomy places the organism in Eukaryota, Fungi, Glomeromycota, Glomeromycetes, Diversisporales, Gigasporaceae. The record is from the annotation of a GenBank genome assembly.